AUGACAGUAAGCGGUGAGUGGCGAGUAGUGCACGUCGCUGGCAAACUGCCCAGGAGACGGCCAACAGGGACUGCACGGAAUGGAAGCCCAGAUCUCAGGACCAGCAAUACUCUGCACCGGGUGCCACACAACAUGAGCCUGUGCUUCUUGCUGCUGCUCUCCUUAGUACCAAUUGCAUAUGAUGAAGAUGUCGUGGGACCUCAUGUUGAUGUGCAGGUGGAAGUGGAAAACUCUACUACUAUCCAUAUUAAGUGGGACUCACAUCUUCAUUCUGUAUUGCAAUGUGUUCUGGUCAUCCUCAUAAAAGGAAGCAAGGAAGAUGAGAUAUUUUUACUGCCCAGAAAUGGAAGUUUGAAGCUAACAGAUCGCAAGACUGGGACUCUUUACACUAUCAGUGUCAACUGUUUCAAUGGAGAAACGAUACUCAAGUCUUCAAAUAUCAGCAUUGAUACAGGUGUCGUGCCAAGUUUUCACCCUUCGACAUCACUGUACACAUCAAGACCAGGAACCCAGUCGACAUUAGGCAACCACCUGAACGAUGCCAAGAUACUCAGUUCGGAUGUACUGACUGGAGCUGUGUUCGGUUGCAUUGGUGGCGGAAUCCUGAUAUAUCUGUCCUAUUCAUUUUAUAAAAAGUGGAGAAUGGAUGAAAGACUCCGUGCAUUCUUAAGACUUCGCCGCAAUGCAGAAGUGGCACCUUACUUCAUUUUUGGCGAGAAUGAAGAGAAUGCUGGGUGACCAAUUCAUCAUCCUGAAGAGACUUAUGCACAAUGUAAUUUUAAUGCCUUAUUUGCACAUUCUGCAAUUUGGAUUGUUGAUGACAUUUAAGCCUGUUCUGCAGAACUCUGUUGGGUUUUAAAACAGGAUUACAGAAUCACGGAAUACUUACAGCACAAGAGGAGGACAUUUGCCCCAUUGCAUCUGUGUUGUUCUCUAGAGGGGUGGUUCAUUAGUGUCUCUGUCUCCACCUUCUCCCCAUAAUCCUGUAUUUCCUUCCUUUACAGAUAAUAAUCCAGUUCUCUCUUGAAAGCUGUGAUUGGAUUUUCCCCUACCACAUUCUCAAGCAAUGUAUUCCGGAACCUAACCACUUGCUCUGUGAAGACAUUCUUCCUCAUGUUACCAUUGUUUCUUUUGCCACUUUUUAAAAAAAAUCAGUGCCCUCUGCUUCUUGAUUUUUUUUCCAUUGCGAAUAGUUUUUUCUCAUUCUGUCCAAACCCUUCAUGGUUUUGAAUCCCUCCAUCAAGUCUUCUCUCAAACCUUUCCUCCCCAAGAAGAACAGUCCAAAUUUCUCCAGUUGUUUAUGGAACCAUUAUUGUGAAUGCUUUCUGCACUCUCUCUAAUGCCUUCACAUCCUUUCUAAAGUGUGUCACCCAGAACUGAACACAAUAUUCCAGUUUAUGCAAGUUUAACAUAGCUUCCUUACGUUUGAACUCUAUAGCCUUAUUAAUAAAACCAAGGAUUCUGAAUGCUUUAUUAACUUUCUCAACCUGUCCUGCCUGCUUCUAUGAUUCCUGCACAUAAGCCAUCAAGAUGCUCUGCUUUUGUACCCUCUUUAGAUUUGUAGACUUUACCUUAUCUUAUCUCUUCAUGUUCAUAUGACCACAAUUACUUACUUAAAACUUCUUGGCAUUAAAUUUCAUCUGGCAUUUAUGUACCCAUUCCCCAACCUGUGUGUAUCUUUUUGAUGUUCUACACUAUCCUCCUCAUGGUUAAGAAGACACACAAGUUUUCUAUCAUUUUGAAAUUUUGAAAUUGUGUUCUAAGUUCUGGACGAGGUCAUAAAUCAGGAGCCGUGGGUCCUAAUGGACCCCUAGCAACUCAAUCAUAAAUCUUCCUGGAUUCUAAAAAUGUCCAAUAAAACAACCUUCUGUUUCCUGUCACUCAGCUAAUUUCCUAUUUGAGUUGCUACUGUCUCUUUUAUUCAAUGAUUUCUAACUUUCCUCAGAGGUCUGUUGUGCAGAACUUAUUCAAAUGCUUUUUGAAAGACAUUAACAGUAAUGCUUUCAUCUAACCUCUCUCUUAUGUCAUCAAAAUCACAAGCAAGCUAGUUAACUAUUAUUUCACCCCUAACAAAUCCAUGUUGGCUUUCUUUUAUUCAUCCAUAACUGCCAAAUUUACUAUUAAUUUUGUACCAAAUGAUAGGAGCUUCUUCACCACUAAAGUUAAACUGCCUGCCCUAUAGUCCCUUGAUUUAUCUUUAUACACGGUUUGAAGAAAGGUGUAACAUUUGCAAUUUCCCAGUCCUCUGGCACCACCUGCUGAAUCUAGGGAAGACUGGAAAAUUAUGGUCUGUGCAAUUUCUGAUGUCACGUCUCUCAGUAUCCUUAGAUGCAUUUCAGUGAGAUCUGGUGCCUUAUCAACUUUACAGGUUGCAUAUCCAAUAACACUUCCCAUUUUAGCAUUAUCUGCACAGCAUCCUCUUCCUUGAUUAGGAUAGGUGAAAGUUAAUAUCUUCGCCAUACUUCUUGCCAUCAUUUGUAAAUCCCCUUUAUGGUUCCUAAUUGGCCCUGCUGCACCUUUUACCACAUUUUACUAAUUAUAUACCUGGAGAAGACUUCUGAAUUCACCUUUAUUUUAGCUGCCAGUUUCUUUUAUAUACACUGUCUUUGCUUCUAUAGCUUUUUUUUUUAACUUGCCCUCUAAAACCUCUGUACUCAAUCCAGGUCUUGGCUCAAUUAUCCAUCUGAAAUUUGACAUAACACACUGCUUUAUCUUCAUUUUACUUUCAGUCUCGUUUGUCACAAAGAAAUUCUGCGAUGAUUUGGCCUACCUUUCCCCUAGCGGAAUAUGCCUUAAUUGUGCCUGAAUGAUCUCUUCUUUAAGGGGAGCUAGUUGUUUAGUUGCAGUCUUGUCUGUCACUCUUUGAUUCCAAUUUAUCUGGGUGAUAAUGAAACAACAUUUUUGUCAGUAUUCAGGAUGAAUAUUGGUUUGACAGUGAGAUUCACUCAUUCACUCAGAACACUACUGUACCCUGUCUCUACAUAGUCCUAAGCUGCAGGAUAACUACAUCCAUUAAUAUGCUACACAUAAAGCUCUAAGCCUCAUGGACAUGCUGCAGUGACACCAGCUGCUUAUUUUCAUUUUAAUUUUUUUCAAACUCUGAUGUAUGACUGGUCCAGUUCCUGAUUCUCUCCUCAGUUAGGCGAUGGACCUGAAGCCUAGCCUUCACUUUAUCUUCUCCCUGGUGCUCUCAGUUUCUUCCUGUUCCAUUCCAGCACCAGGUUCUCUCCUUUGGUAACAAACAAAUUUAUCUGGUUGAAAAAGAAGCAAUUGGAUAUAUUCAUACUGGUUUUUGAUAGCUGUCGACCUCUUUAGAUCUGUAAUGCUCACUAUAACGCUCACAAUCCUUCUGUUUGCAGUUAUGUUCAAACCUUUUGUGAAUCAGGGCAUUCUUCGUUCUGUGAGUUUUUACCUCUUAUAAUUUCAUUGAAAGAGGAUUCUUUCUCAUGAGCUUUAGAGGUUGAUAAGUCACAUUUUGUAACUUGUUUAUUUCUGUAACUUUGUAAAAUCAAGCUGAAUAAUAUUAUAUAUUAUGAUGAGAUAGAGUUUCUAAUGGAUGAAUUGUAAUGUUUCAUGUGCCAUUAUCUUAAAAAUUUGUUCAUUGAAUGUGGGCAUUGCCAGUUAGCAAAAUUUUAU
Rhincodon typus (whale shark) is the source of this 3636-nucleotide messenger RNA. RefSeq lists its product as uncharacterized. Gene Ontology annotation, molecular function: protein binding. The coding region runs from base 1 to 738 and encodes 245 amino acids. The transcript is spliced from 6 exons. The record is from RefSeq and is a predicted model, not a curated record. NCBI's taxonomy places the organism in Eukaryota, Metazoa, Chordata, Chondrichthyes, Orectolobiformes, Rhincodontidae.